AUGGCCACAAACACGAAUCUCCUCUUUGGUCCAUUGCUCAUAGGCGUCUUUCUGAACUGUAUACUGUACGGCGUGGCUGUCGUCCAGGCGUUUAUGUACUUUCAAAACUUCAAGAGAGACACGCUAUGGAUCAAAUGUUUCGUAUUAUACCUCAUAGUCGUCGAAACGAUUAAUGCUGCUUGCGACAUAGGCUUGAUCUACGAGCCAUUGGUUCUGCGUUGGGGGGAUGAGAGGGCUACCAUAGUGUCUCCUAUCAUGCUUCCUUCUGAUGCCAUUGUGACGGUGGUUAUCUCAACACCGGUACAGCUUUUCCUUGCUUGGCGAGUCAAGGUCAUGAGCAACUCCAGUAUAGUUCCGAUUAUCAUCGGCUUUCUCGCCAUAAUAUCUCUCCUUGGCGGAUUCGCAACAGGAAUUACCGUGUCAUUUAUCAAUGAAUAUGCCGAGUUCCAUAGAUUUGAAGGGGCGCCUACAAGCUGGCUCCUCGCGUCUGCUGCGGCUGAUGUAUUGAUCACGGCUUCUCUGGUAUGGAACUUAUACCGGAGGAAGUCGGGCAUACGUGUUACAGAUGACGUCGUUAACAGGAUUAUCCGUUUGACCGUCCAGACGGGACUCGUUACAGCGGCAGCCGCCAUAGCAGAUGCUAUCAUAUUCGUUGCAAGCACAACGACUAUAAACUAUCUGUUCGAUUUCCCUCUCUCAAAGCUGUACACUAACUCUGUAUUAUCGACGCUUAACGCUCGGGGGCGCUGGAGGUCCAUGUCUCGUCCAAGGGGAGACGAAUGGAUCAAUCUGUAGGGGACCUUGAGAGUGGAGGACCGGUAUUAUCAAACGACGUUUAUGACAUCACGUUGGAGGAUAACCCAAGUUCAUCUACUGAUGCCAAGUCAACACACGCGAUACUGCAGCCGGAUACAACGCCUAACAAUGCCGAUAUGGGUUCUUUCGCUGCCGGAAAUGCUGUGACCACUGAAGCGGGACGUUUUGUAGACCCUCUCACCGAUGGACUGUGACAGUGAGAGCCGUACAUGCACUUCAGGCAUCGAAUGAGUUCCAGUUAAUUAUAGUUAUUCGGACAAAUACUUACACAAUACAUUACGGUUUAAGCAUC
Molecule: messenger RNA, 1108 nt
Organism: Coniophora puteana RWD-64-598 SS2
Lineage: Eukaryota; Fungi; Basidiomycota; Agaricomycetes; Boletales; Coniophoraceae
Exons: 18
Coding region: 1-795 (264 amino acids)
Source: RefSeq, a predicted model, not a curated record